AUGGUGAUGUCUGGAAGAGUAUACAGCUGGUACUCGGCGCUUUUAGCGGCGAUGUGCAUGGUGCUUUAUGGAUUCGAUGCUUCAGUAUUCAAUUCCGUCCAGGCCUCGGACAACUGGCUGGCGUACUUCGACAUCGACAAGGAUGAAGACACACAACUCAUUGGACUAAUUAACACAUCCUACACGAUUGGAGCUAUUGUGGCUGGCUUCUUCAUCGGCGGCCCUUUGGCCGACUGGGGCGGACGUCGUGUUGGAAUGGGGGCUGGCUGCUUCGUCACAAUCAUCGCCGCCUUCAUGCAGGCCUUUGCGCCCCGCCAUAAUCUCGGCGUGUUCAUCGCUGGACGUGUCAUCAUUGGUCUCGGGCAGGGUAUGGCUUUGACGGCCGGCCCCGUCUACAUCAACGAAAUCACCCCGGCCGAGAUCAGAGGUGUUGUCAUGACAUUCUGGCAGCUGAACUUCAGCGUAGGGUCCUUCAUCGCUUAUUGGAUCAACUAUGCGUGCAGUCUCAACCGCGAGAAGCUUGGCGACUGGGAUUGGCGUAUGGUGGUCGUCUUCCAGAUCCUUGUUCCUUCAAUCGUCUGCUCCCUACUGUGGACCAUCCCCGAGUCCCCAAGAUGGUACAUCCAGAAGAACAAGCCGGAAAUGGCUCACAAGGCCAUGUCCUCCCUUCGAAACAGCCAAGAGGAGGCCGACCAGGAGCUUCUCUCCAUCAAGGAAGCCAUCGAGUAUGAAAAGGAAGCGAUCAGUACCAACUACACCGCACUUUUCAAGGAUCCCUCAGUUAGAAAGCGCCUGUUCUUGACCAUGAUCCUGAAUGUUGGUCAGCAGCUCACCGGUCAAGGCACGCUCAACAACUAUUCUACCCCCAUCUACCGUAAGGUUUGGCCGGAUACGAGAACGAUUAACCUCAUCAACGCCCUCAAUGGAACUUUCGGUAUUCUCUUCACCCUGAACGCGAUGUGGACAGCUGAUCGCUACGGUCGACGAUGGCUGUUCAUGGUCGGUGCCGUCGGCAUGGGUAUCUGUAUGGUGCUAGUCCCUGUUGUAAGCAUGACUACGCCGGAGCUACCCGGUGGUGUGAAGACGCAGCCAGUGGGGAUUGCCAUUGUGUUCCUCCUAUUCUUGUUUGCGUUUUUCUACAAGCCCAGCUGGGGCGCUACCGUCUGGAUCUACACUGCCGAGGUGUUUUCGAUGAACAUCAGAGCUCAAGCCGUCGGAAUGUGUUCUCAGUCACAAAACGUCGCAAACACCAUCUUCCAGCAGUUCUUCCCUACGUUCCUCAAGAACACCGGGCUGAAAUGCCUGUUCUUCUUCAUGGCCGUCAAUUUUCUAUUGGUCGCUUACGUCUGGUUCUUCAUCCCUGAAACCAAAAAGGUUCCGCUUGAAGAGAUUGACGUCCUAUUCGGCGGGGCCAACCAUGUCGAGAAGGGUAGUCAACUCGUAGGCCUGGGCCCCGACAAUGAUGCGAAAGAAGUAGCGGUCGGAGAGCAGACUUUGAGGAAGAGGCAGGACACUGAAACCAAGGAAAUUCUUAUUCCGAUCUUGGGCAGCUCUCUGGCUUCUCUCAACGAAGAGGUGCUUGCUGCAAUUGUCAUAUUGAGGCAGUAUGAAGAGAUGACAGACUCCGACUUUGGCGUUCACCUAUCCGGCAGUUCGAAACUUCUCAACUCAAUGUUCAGCUUAGCAAGCAAGGGCGGCCUCGGCGAAGCCGCGAGCUGGAUCGUCCUCCGCCAGGAUUACUGGGUCGCGCUCGUCAAGUCGCAACCGAUGAGCAUCAACUUGGAAAGCUACAAAGGUUCGGCAUCCUUUAUACGAACAGAGCCGGAGUGUCUCGCAAACAGAGCGGUGUUUCUUUGCGCCCAGGCCAUCGCCUACGCCUUCCAGCCGGCCGCGAUCCGGGACGUCGAGAGUUGGAAUAAGCUCAACCAACAAUUGGGCGAUUGGCUGGUCUCGAACCCAUGGCACGCAGAUCCUCUUUGGGUGGAGCCACCUCACGAGAACAGCGCGAACGGGUCUGCGUUCCCGACGAUCUGGAUGACGCAUCCUGCUCAUGUGGUCGGCUAUCAGCAUUAUAGUCUUGCUCGGAUGAUCCUGCACAUUUUCAACCCAUAUUUGAGCAGGCCUAGCCUCGACACAUUCAAGAGGAGAAGGGAAUCAGAUAGAGCGGUACUGGACAACUUCCGAGUGCUGCUGGGUCUGGCCAUCAGCAAUCCCGCGGUUGUAAACGCUGGAUUCACAGCAUCUCAUACACUAAGAGCGUGCGGCAUGUAUCUCACAGACCCAAAAGAGCAGAGCGAAAGCUUGGAACUUCUGGAGAAGAUUCACGCCAGGACCGGUUGGUUGACGAAAGACCUCAUCGAACAGUUGCGCCUUCAAUGGUCUCAGAAUAGCAAGAGAAGUGCCUUCAGUCAUCUUUUCUCGGGGCAAGGGAAUUAA
Molecule: messenger RNA, 2436 nt
Organism: Colletotrichum karsti
Lineage: Eukaryota; Fungi; Ascomycota; Sordariomycetes; Glomerellales; Glomerellaceae
Exons: 13
Coding region: 1-2436 (811 amino acids)
Biological process (GO): carbohydrate transport; transmembrane transport
Cellular component (GO): membrane
Molecular function (GO): carbohydrate:proton symporter activity
Source: RefSeq, a predicted model, not a curated record